AUGAACGAGUACCAAGAACUUGUUAAUAUUGAUCUAUAUCCUAUUGAUCCUGAAAUUGAGCGCACAUUCAGAGAGAGAAGAAGAGCUCAACAUAGGGCUCAAGGGGAAAUAGAAAUGAUGGAUGACCAAGGAAAUGGACGACGAGCUCAAGGGGAAAUGGCCCCUAAUAAUGGUCAAAAUGCAGUGAUUAUGGCGGAUGAUAGAGAUCAAAUCAUCCGACAAUACGCAGCACCUCUUUUCAAUGAGCUCAAUCCGGGCAUUGUGAGGCCAGAAAUUCAAGCUCCACAGUUUGAGUUGAAGCCAGUUAUGUUCCAGAUGCUUCAAACUGUGGGACAGUUUAGUGGCAUACCCACCGAAGAUCCUCACCUUCACCUUCGUCUAUUUAUGGAGGUGAGUGAUUCUUUCAAAUUGCCCGGAGUUACGGAGGAUGCCUUGAGGUUAAAGUUGUUCCCCUAUUCUUUGAGAGAUCAAGCCCGAGCUUGGUUGAACUCCUUGCCUUCUGCGUCGGUUACAACUUGGCAAGAAUUAGCAGAGCGGUUUUUGAUGAAGUAUUUUCCUCCAACUAAGAAUGCCAAGCUCCGGAAGGAAAUAACUUCCUUUCAACAAUUUGAAGAUGAGUCUUUGUAUGAGGCAUGGGAAAGGUUCAAGGAGUUGUUGCGGAAAUGUCCUCACCAUGGUAUCCCUCAUUGCAUCCAAAUGGAAACAUUUUACAACGGUCUCAAUGCUCAUACUCGAAUGGUGGUUGAUGCUUCGGCAAAUGGUGCUUUACUUGCCAAGUCCUAUAAUGAGGCCUAUGAUAUUAUUGAGAGAAUUUCCAACAACAAUUAUCAGUGGCCCACUACUAGAGUACCUUUGGGGAAGAAGGUUGCCGGUGUUCUUGAAGUUGAUGCCAUUACUGCUUUAUCUGCCCAAGUUGCUUCUAUGUCAAAUAUGAUCAAAAAUAUGAGCAUGGGUCAACAAAUGGGUCACCGUAAUGUUUCCUCACCGUGGGACAACUUGAGGAGGUUUCUUGAGUUUUUUGUAGUGAGGCUCAUACCUUUGACAAUUGCCCAUUCAAUCCUCGCAUCCGUGUUUUACAUGGGAAGUCAGAAUGCCUACAACCAAACAUACAAGCAACACCCAAACUUGGCAUACAGAAAUCAAGGGGCUGGUACUAGUAAUUCAUCCAUGCUUCCUAGAUCCAACUUUCCACCUGGUUUUUCUCAACAAGCCUUUCAACAAAGACAACAACAAGGUGUCCAAACAAGUUCUCUUGAGAGUAUGAUGCGUGAUUUCAUGGCCAAGACAGAAAAUUUCAUGACAAGAACUGAGAAUUAUAUGGCGAAGAAUGACACUGCGAUCCAAAGUCAAGCAACCUCCAUGAGAACUCUAGAAAAUCAAGUUGGGCAACUAGCUAAUGAGCUUCGAAAUAGGCCACAAGGUACUUUGCCUAGUGAUACUGAAAAUCCAAGAAGAGAUGGAAAAGAGCAUUGCAAGGCGGUAAUCUUGAGGAGUGGUAAAGUUCUGGAGUCAAACGAGGAAGAAGCUAAGGAUAAAAAUGAGCCCACUUCAAUCCAAAGUCGAGUAGAGAAAAAUGUUGAACCUUCUAAUAUGGCAAAGGAGCAACCUGAAGAAAAUGCUGCAGCAAUUCCUCAUCAAAAUGCAGCAGAAAAGUUACUUAGCAAGCCACCCCCACCAUUUCCUCAAAGAUUUAAAAAGCAGCAAGAAGAUGGUCAAUUCCGAAGAUUUCUUGAUGUUCUAAAGCAGCUCCACAUCAACAUACCAUUAGUGGAAGCUUUAGAGGAAAUGCCCAACUAUGUAAAGUUUUUGAAGGACAUUUUGACAAAGAAAAGGAGGCUAGGUGAGUUUGAAACAGUGGCUUUGACGGAAGGGUGUAGCGCCAUGUUGAAGAGCAAAAUUCCUCCUAAGUUGAAAGAUCCCGGAAGUUUUACAAUCCCAUGUACCAUUGGCGGAAGAGAUGUGGGUAGAGCCUUAUGUGACUUGGGAGCUAGUAUUAAUUUAAUGCCCAUGUCUAUUUUCAAGAAGUUGGGAAUUGGAGAAGCAAGGCCAACCACCGUCACUUUGCAAUUGGCCGAUCGUUCCAUGGCCCAUCCGGAAGGAAAAAUUGAAGAUGUCUUGGUGCAAGUUGAUAAGUUUAUUUUUCCGGCCGAUUUCAUCAUUCUUGAUUAUGAGGCGGAUAGAGAAGUUCCUAUUAUUUUGGGAAGGCCAUUCCUUGCUACCGGGAGGACCUUGAUUGAUGUGCAAAAAGGGGAACUUACUAUGCGGGUGAAUGAUCAACAAGUGACUUUUAAUGUGUUCAAUGCCAUGAGGGUUGGGAUGAGAUUGAGGAAUGCUCUCGCAUAA
Messenger RNA from Cannabis sativa, 2343 nucleotides. RefSeq lists its product as uncharacterized. The transcript has a single exon. Bases 1 to 2343 code for a protein of 780 amino acids. NCBI's taxonomy places the organism in Eukaryota, Viridiplantae, Streptophyta, Magnoliopsida, Rosales, Cannabaceae. The record is from RefSeq and is a predicted model, not a curated record.